CGGCAAAUGCGCUGAGGAGGCUUGUUAUUGUUGAAUGAAGCGAGCAUAAGGUGGUGCUGAGUUCUCUUAUUAGAGGUUCACAUGAUCAUCACAAUGGCAACAACUUUGCUUUUCUAACUUAGAAGACUCCACAUUGUAAGUUAUUUGUUUUAAGAAGAGUGUAAAGAAGAUGAAUCGGCCCAAGACAGCUGCUGUACGACGGCCGAGCGCUGCUGCAAAGUCAUCAGGUCACCCACCUCCUGGGGAUUUUAUUGCUUUGGGAUCCAAAGGUCAGAGCAGCGAUACCAAAGUACCCCCAAACUUGUUGAAACCCGCUACGUCUGGACUUGCACCCGAACGAAAACGAGAUGCUUCUGCCGCGUUAGCUGGUGCCUCAGCGUUGACCGGACUCACUAAACGUCCCAAACUUUCAUCAACUCCCCCUCUGAGUGCCCUGGGGCGACUGGCUGAAGCUGCUGUGGCUGAGAAGCGAGCUAUAUCUCCAUCAAUAAAAGAACCCUCUGUUGUUCCGAUUGAAGUUCCUCCUGCUUCUCUGUUGGACGACAUUGAAGCUUCCGAAUCGGAUGGAAAUGAUGAACGUAUUGAAGGUGUUCUCUGUGGUGCAGUGAAGCAAUUAAAAAUGAACCGCGCUAAACCAGACCCUACAUUGUAUUUAAGUUUGAUGUACUUGGCAAAGAUGAAGCCUAAUAUAUUUGCCACAGAGGGUGUGAUUGAGGCCUUGUGCAGCUUGUUACGAAGAGAUGCCACAAUAAACUUCAAAGCCAAAGGGAACAGUCUGGUGUCUGUCUUGGCCUGUAACCUUCUUAUGGCCGCUUAUGAAGAAGAUGAGAAUUGGCCGGAAAUUUUUGUGAAGGUCUACAUUGAAGACUCACUUGGGGAGAGGAUUUGGGUUGACAGUCCUCACUGCAAGACAUUUGUUGAAAAUAUCCAGACUGCUUUCUGCACAAAAAUGCCACCAAAAAGCAUGGUGCUGCAUGGAGAGAUUGGACGAGCUGCAGGAGACCUCAGUGCUGGCAGCAGUCCUCACCUGUCCAUAACAGAAGAAGAAGACAGCCAAUCAGAGCUACUAAUAGCUGAGGACAAAUUAAGCCCUGAAGAUGAGGGGCAGAUAAUGCCACGGUAUGAUGAUUUGGCAGAGGGCGUAGAGGAGUAUGUGCUUGAUAUGCUACGCGAUCAACUCAACCGUCGGCAGCCGAUGGACAAUGUCUCCAGAAAUCUCCUUCGUUUGCUUACAGCCACUUGUGGCUACAAGGAGGUGCGACUCAUGGCGGUGCAGAGGCUGGAGAUGUGGCUGCAGAACCCAAAACUGACUCGCCCAGCUCAGGACCUGCUGAUGUCUGUUUGCAUGAACUGUAACACUCAUGGAUCUGAGGAUAUGGAGGUGAUUUCUAAUCUGAUCAAAAUCAGACUGAAACCAAAGGUUCUUCUCAAUCAUUAUAUGCUGUGUGUACGGGAGCUUCUGAAUGCCCACAAAGAUAAUCUGGGCACCAUGGUGAAAUUUGUGAUUUUUAAUGAGCUUUCAAAUGCCAGAAACCCCAACAAUAUGCAGAUUCUGUACACCAUAUUACAGCACAGUCCUGAGCUGGCCCCAAAGUUUUUAGCCAUGGUUUUUCAAGACCUUCUGACCAAUAAAGACGAUUAUCUCCGAGCCUCUCGUGCGCUACUUAGAGAAAUCAUUAAACAGACCAAACAUGAGAUCAAUUUCCAGGCAUUUUGCUUGGGACUCAUGCAGGAGAGGAAGGAACCUCAGUACAAUGACAUGGAAUUUAAGGAACGUUUUGUGACCCACGUUACAGACCUCCUAGCCCUUUCUAUGAUGCUAGGAAUUACCGUUCAGGUUAAGGAAGCUGGGAUUGCUUGGGACAAAGGCGAAAAAAAGAGUUUGGAGGUCCUGCGUGGUUUUCAGAACCAGAUAGCCUCAAUCCAGAGAGAUGCCGUGUGGUGGCUGCACACAGUGGUCCCUUCCAUCUGCAAAGUGUCCCCUAAAGAAUAUGUGCAUUGCCUGCACAAAGUACUGUUCACUGAGCAACCAGAAACCUAUUAUAAAUGGGACAACUGGCCACCGGACAGUGAUCGCAACUUUUUCCUCCGCCUCUGCUCAGAAGUGCCACUUCUCGAGGACACGCUAAUGCGCAUCCUGGUCAUUGGCUUGUCACGUGAUCUCCCCCUUGGGCCAGCUGAUGCCAUGGAACUCGCUGAUCACUUGGUGAAAAGAGCAGCUGCUGCGCAUGCGGACGAUUUGGAGGUUCUUAAAAUUGAAAGGAUACAGCUCCUCGAUGCUGUGCUAAACCUCUGCACCUACCACCACCCUGAGAACAUUCAGCUGCCCCCAGGAUAUCAGCCUCCAAAUCUUGCUAUAUCAACUCUCUACUGGAAAGCUUGGCCUCUCCUUCUAGUUGUUGCUGCAUUUAAUCCAGAAAACAUUGGUUUGGCAGCCUGGGAGGAUUAUCCAACGUUAAAGAUGUUAAUGGAAAUGGUGAUGACCAAUAAUUAUUCGUAUCCGCCGUGCACGGUAACGGAUGAGGAGACCAGGACGGAAUUAAUCAACCGUGAGCUUCAAAUCUCUCAGCGGGAGAAGCAAGAAAUCCUGGCAUUCGAGAGCCACCUGGCCGCUGCAUCCACCAAGCAAACGAUAACGGAGAGUAACAGCUUGCUCCUGUCGCAGCUCACCAGUUUGGACCCGCAGGGUCCUCCCCGACGACCUCCUCCACACGCCAUAGAACAGGUCAAAUCGCUGAAUCAAUCCUUACGUCUUGGACACCUCCUCUGCCGCAGCCGCAAUCCUGAUUUUCUACUUAACAUCAUUCAAAGACAGGCGUCUUCCCAAUCGAUGCCCUGGCUAGCCGACUUGGUACAGUCCAGCGAGGGGUCCUUGGAUGUGCUGCCGGUGCAAUGCCUGUGUGAGUUCCUUUUGCAUGAUGCAGCUGAUGAAUCGGGUACAGGAGAGGAUGACGAAGAAAACGAAAGCAAAGAGCAAAAAGCUAAAAAACAGCAGAGACAACAGAAACAGAGGCAGCUUCUCAGUCGGUUGCAGGACUUGCUGCUGGGCCCUAAAGCAGACGAGCAGACAACUUGUGAAGUUCUUGACUAUUUCCUUCGGCGCCUGAGUUCGCCCCAGGUUGCUUCACGUGUCCUUGCCAUGAAGGGUCUGUCCAUGGUGCUGACCGAAGGAGCUGUGCGGGAUGCAGAGGAGGACCAGUCCAUGGAUGAAGACUCGAAAAUGAUGCUAGAAUACCAAUGGCUAUUAAAGGACUUGCCCAAACUUCCCCUUUUUGAGAGUGUCAAAGGAACCACAGCUGUGGCUCUACAACAGGCUGUACAUAUGGAGACUGAUCUUCAGACAAUCAGCGCUUAUCUAGUGUACUUAUCCGAGCAUGCGCCAAUUGAAGACCAAGGCCAACACAAUGAACUUGCUCUGGAUGUGGCUCGUCUGACCGUGGAACGUUCCAGUCUAAUGACCCACCUGUUUUCCAAGAUCUCCUACUGUGCCGAGUCCAAUGCUGUACUUGCUGCAUUGCUUUCUAUCUUUUCUUGCUAUGUCAGACGCCUGCGUAAGAGCAAGGAAGGCGAUGAAGUGUAUAGCUGGUCUGAAUCCCAAGAUCAGGUUUUCUUGCGUUGGACCAGCGGGGAAACUGCAACGAUGCACAUUCUCGUUGUCCAUGCCAUGGUUAUUCUGCUGACUCUUGGACCUCCUCGGGGUGAAAGUGACUUCUACCCUUUACUGGACAUCUGGUUUCCGGAAAAGAAGCCCCUUCCUACAGCUUUUCUGGUGGACACUUCCGAGGAAGCCCUACUUCUACCUGACUGGUUAAAGCUUAGAAUGAUUCGCUCUGAGGUUCCACGUCUUGUUGAUGCUGCUUUGCAGGAUCUGGAGCCUCAGCAGCUGCUGCUAUUCGUCCAGUCUUUUGGUAUUCCAGUGUCCAGCAUGAGCAAGCUUCUGCAGUACCUGGAUCAGGCCGUGUCCCAUGAGCCUCAAGCCCUUGAACAAAACAUCAUGGAUAAGAAUUAUAUGGCUCACCUAGUGGAGGUUCAGCACGAGAGAGGAGCUACCGGAGGCCAAACCUUCCAUAGCCUGCUGACCGCUUCUAUUCCGAAAAGACGGGAAAGCACAGAAAUAGUGAAAAGAAAACCCACCCCUGAAACACCCCAGGGGCAAGUAAGAGCGAGGGCACUUAUGCAGAUCCCUGUCUUGGGUCCAGAAGAUGAUUUAGCUGGAAUGUUCUUGCAGCUUUUUCCCUUGAACCCUGACCCACGAUGGCAGAAUACCAAUCCCCGGCCGAUCUCGUUAGCCUUGCAGCAAGCCCUUGGCCAGGAACUGGCACGUAUCCGCCAGGGGCAAACCCAGCUGACUGGCAUUGCCAUGCGUCUGCUCCAGGCUGUGGCAGCGCUGCUGAACUCUCCGCACAGUGGCCCUUUGGUCUUAACAAUGCACAGGAAUCAUUUCAUCUCGUGUCCGCUGAUGCGGCUGCUGCAUCAGUACCAACGCUACGUCCCUCUAGACACGGCAUUCUCCUCCUUGUUCUUUAAAGUCCUCAUGCAGAUGUUACAGUGGCUGGAAAAUCCCAGUGUGGAAGAUGGACCGCUGCGCGCUCAGCUCAAGUCAUUUGCAGUGCAAUACUCUUCAAAGCACAGAAUCAGUGACGUACGAGGGGCGUUUCUGCACUUAUCCGAAGCACUAGCUUUCUGCCACGAACCGGAUGUGAUAAAUUCCACGUUGCGCACCAUCAUCACCACCCUGAAAUUUGGAGACAAGUGCAACGUGGAACCAGAACUGAUCAGCAAAGUUCUUCAAGGGCUGAUAGAAUCAAAAUCUCCCUAUUUGGAGGAAUUUCUGACCGUCCUACUCACCGUGACCAUAGAAAUAACAUCGCGCUGCACCACUGCGGGACCUGUAGCGGUGGUGACCUCCCUCUUACUGCAAGAGCAAGAGGAGACACCAGUGAAGAAAGGAAGCGACGCCAGCAGCUUGGAAGGUGUCCGUUCGAAUCCUUCUUCUGGUCUCCUCAUUGACUGGUUGGACUUGUUGGAUCCAGAAGUUAUUAGCAGUUGUCCAGACCUUCAGCAAAGACUGUUGUUUUCCUGCAGCAAGGUGAAAGCUUCCGGUGGAUCUCAGCCCCCUUCCUUUCGCCCGUAUCUGUUGGCUCUCCUAACCCAUCAGGCCAACUGGACCACGUUACACCAGUGCAUCGGUAUCUUAUUAAGCAAACAGAGAGAACAAAGGUUUGACCCGUCGGCCUCCCUGGACUUCUUGUGGGCAUGCAUUCAUAUUCCGCGUAUAUGGCAGGGAAGAGACCAGCAUACGCCGCAGAAAAGGCGAGAUGAGUUUUUGUUGCAUCUGAAGCCCUCUGAGCUGGUUUGCCUUGUGGACCUGAUUAUCUCUGAGGCGGAAAGCAGGAGCCAGGGGCCCAAGGAAGCCUCUUGUCCGCUGAUCCAGUCUCGCUUGCCGUUAUUGAUCAGCUGUUGCCAUGGAAACCAAGAAAGCAUCAAAAAGGUCAUGGAGUAUCUGAACAACUGCAUAAAACAAUGGGGAAGCAGUUCUUUGGGGAAGCAUUGCCAGGAUUUUCUCCUGCAGCUAUAUCUCCAGCUGCCGGAAUCGAUAGUUCCCGUGCCUGAUAUCUUGGUGUCCGGCGAGGGAGCCACAGACAACAACACCUGCAAGAUGGAUGCCCUUAUUCACCGGUUCAUUACUCUCCUUGCGGACUCGAGCGAUUGCAAAGAGAGCCGGAUGUCCGAUGCCAAUAUGGCUUGUCGUAAGCUAGCCGUGGCGCAUCCCAUCCUGCUGCUAAGGCACUUGCCCAUGAUCGCGGCCUUGCUUCAUGGAAGAGUGCACCUGAAGUUCCACGAGUUUCGCCAGCAGAACCAUUUGACAUUUUUCACCCAUAUCCUGGGAAUUCUAGAACUGCUUCAACCUCAGGUGUUCCACGGUGAACACCAGGAAGCCUUAUGGGACGCUCUCCUCUCCUUCAUCAGACUUCUACAGAAUUAUAGGAAAUAUUCCAGACAGCUUAGUGGCUUCAUCAGUAAAUUUGUACAGUUCAUCCACAAGUACAUUACGUGUGCGGCACAAGCAGCCGUGUCCUUUCUGCAAAAACACGCAGAUCCACUGCAUGGUUUGUCGUCUGAGAACAAUGAUCUUGCAAUGCUAAAGUCUCUCCUGGCUGGCCUCAGUCUGCCCAGCAGGAGCGGAGAGAUGGAGAAGAGUCCCGAUGAUGAGAGAGAAGAUGAGACUGCUGCAGGCUCUCUUCCUUUGGUCAGCGUGUCUUUUUUUACUCCGCUUACUGCCGCUGAAAUGGCGCCAUACUUGAAAAGGAUCUCCAGAAGUAAGACGGUAGAAGAUAUCCUGCAGGUCCUGAGUGACAUCGAUGAAAUGUCCAAGCGUCGGCCUGAGAUCUUGUCUUUCUUUGCGAGCGAUUUCCAGAGGUUGAUGAGUUCAUCGGAAGAAUCCUGCCGCAACCAGGCCUUCCGGUUAGCUUUGCGUGCUAUCCAGUGUAACCCCAGCAUCGCCUCCGACUUCCUUCCUACCUUCAUGUACUGUCUCGGAAGUAGGGACUUUGAAGUGGUCCAGACAGCACUGCAAAACCUCCCGGAGUAUACCCUCCUGUGCCAAGAACACGCUGCGGUGCUUCUUCACAGAGCGUUCCUGGUUGGCAUGUACGGACAGAUGGACACAAGCCCUCAGAUCUCUGAAGCCCUGAAAGUUCUUCAUAUGGAGGCCAUGAUCUAAAAACACAGCGCAUGCUUGAAAUAUGGACAUUUGUCAAAAAAGGACAAACCUCUCAACACCUUAUAAGACCUCUCGCACUUAAAGGUUUAGGAUAUAGAACAUCACCCAAACGCAUGUAUUUUUGUAAUGUGUUAACUAUGUAUUUUAUAUUAAAACAAUCUGAGUUAUUGGAA
This is a messenger RNA of Spea bombifrons (plains spadefoot toad), 6897 nucleotides long. RefSeq names its product integrator complex subunit 1 (gene INTS1). Gene Ontology annotation, biological process: U2 snRNA 3'-end processing. Gene Ontology annotation, cellular component: integrator complex. The coding region runs from base 170 to 6724 and encodes 2184 amino acids. The transcript is spliced from 49 exons. Lineage: Eukaryota; Metazoa; Chordata; Amphibia; Anura; Pelobatidae. The record is from RefSeq and is a predicted model, not a curated record.